This is a messenger RNA of Drosophila eugracilis, 6803 nucleotides long. RefSeq names its product cadherin-89D (gene Cad89D). Gene Ontology annotation, molecular function: cadherin binding; calcium ion binding. Gene Ontology annotation, cellular component: catenin complex; plasma membrane. Gene Ontology annotation, biological process: homophilic cell-cell adhesion. NCBI's taxonomy places the organism in Eukaryota, Metazoa, Arthropoda, Insecta, Diptera, Drosophilidae. The record is from RefSeq and is a predicted model, not a curated record.
AUGGCUGGCAGGAAAAGUCUAGUGAAAAUCUUAACAACCUGCCAGGAUAUGGCAUUCAUGCGUUUUUGGGUUCUUCCCGUUGUCAUUUUUGGUCUAUUCGUUAUAGGCCAAACGGCGAAAACGGGACAAGUGCAAGCCAGCUCCAGCAGUUGUGCGUUUCACACGCUCGACGGCGUCGCCGCCGAAAGCGAAGGUGUCCGCUUCAUCCGUCUCCGCGAAGAUGCCCAGGUGGGCAAGGAAAUCCUACGGCUACAAGCCUAUCCGCGUUCCACAGCCGCCCUGAAAGGUGCCGAUGUCAGUGGGGAUCACAAGUACUUUAACCUCACGGAACACAAUUCCACUAUGCUGGUGGUCACCCUGGCACGCUCCCUAGAACGUCUGGUGGAUCGGGAUGUACCACGGAAUCUGCUUAAGUUCCGGAUUCUCUGCGCCGGCAAACAGGAGAAACUCGAAGAGGGUAGCUACCUUUCAAUCACCGUCUACAUCGAAGAUGUGAACGACAACGCACCGGAGUUUCUCAACGUACCCUACGUUGUGGAUGUUGAUGAAAACACCUCCGUGGAAAGCAUUAUCUUCGAGGGAGUCCAAGCCUUUGAUCGCGACAAGCCGAAUACCCCGAACUCCGAGGUGCACUUCAGCAUGUCCACAGUACCAGAGCAACUCUCAGCUGAUGGGAGUCCAUACUUUGCCCUCAAAAGUCCCCAUCGACCACUGCUCAUCUUAAAGCGGGAACUGGACUUUGAUAAUGGCAUCAGGCAAUUUAAGCUGCCAAUCUUCGCCUGGGAUCGAGGAACUCCUGCCAAUCAAGCGAAUACCACGAUCACAAUCAACGUGCGGGAUGUGGAUGAUCUGCCUCCUAAGUUCACUGAAGGUGUAUAUCGUACCAGGAUUAAUGAGUUCUAUCCGAUGACGGGAGUCCCUAUAAGGAUACCCCUCUACUUCGCUCCGCCCAUAAUGGCCUUUGAUCAGGAUUCUCUGAAUGCUUCUCUUGUAUACGACAUCAUUUCGGGCAAUGAGCGUCAACUUUUCCGGGUAAAUCCCCACAAUGGGGUAAUGUAUCUUCAAAAGGAAAUCGAUCUGGAGGAGGAGAGUCUGCCGGGAAAUACAUUUGUCCUUCAGCUGGAGGCACGGCAGAAAGAUAAUCCCCUCAAGAAAGCCUUAGCAAGAAUCGAAGUGGAAGUUCUGGAUCUGAAUGACAACGUUCCAGAGUUUGAGGCUGAUUUCUACAACAUUUCUAUUGUGGAGAACCUGCCCACUGGCUUUAGUGUUCUACAGGUUAAUGCCGUGGAUCGAGAUCAGGGCGAAAACUCAGAGUUCCUAUAUAACCUUGUAGAGACCAAAGAUGCUACAGGUGCCUUUCGUAUCGACUCCCGAACAGGUUGGAUUACAGUGCGCGAUGAUCGGUUACUAGAUCGAGAGCAAAGGAGAUCCAUUCAACUGAAUGUGGAGGCUUUGGAAAGGAAUCCUUCAUAUCUGGAUGAUAAGCACUUAAAGAAGCCGGGACCCAGCAAAGUUCAAGUGGAAAUCACGCUGCUGGAUACGAAUGAUAAUACACCAAAGUUUGAUCAUGGAAAUCUGUAUGAGUUCAAGGUGCCCAUCAAUGCUCCUACGGGCUAUGUGAUUGGGAGAGUUAUCGCCCACGAUCCAGACGAGGGUCCCAAUGGUAAACUGCUUUAUGAACUGCAAAGGCCCAAAGGAAGUGGAUAUAUUCCUUUCCGACUGGACAACAAAAAUGGUACCAUUUAUGUGGGGGGUCCUCUAAGAAGAGGACGCAUCGCUGUCUUCGUAGAGGCCAGUGAUCAGCCAACCAAUCCCUCAGAAAGGCGAUUCUCUUUGGCAGUAAUUACCAUUGAAGUUUAUGCCACCAUCGAUGACCAAGCCAUAGAUUUUGUGGGUGCUCCUUACGAGUUCUGGGUGGGUGCCAGUACCCCCUUGGGAAACUCAGUGGGGCAGGUGCGCACUACUCUGAUCUACGAUGGAGAGGACGAGAUUAUGUACGAUCUGCUGCACACCUAUUCCGAAGGUGUUCCAUUUGCCAUCGAAGAGCGAUCGGGCAUUAUCACUGUCAUUCGGGAGUUAUCGGAGUUUAAACGUAAAGUUUACCAUUUCGAAGCUGUGGCCAAUUACCUGUUUGCCAACUCUUCGCAAUCAUUGGUCAUGUCGCGAAGUUCAUCACCAUUGACCACAAUAGCCUCGCCAGCUGAACUCAGCGAUGAAGGUGUACUCAUCACCAACCUCACCAUCCAUAUCGUUAACAAGCCAGAGCAAAAGGUGCCCUUGAGACCUGUCAUAGAGGAGAUCAACAUGAACGUGAUCAACUUCCAUGUGGAGGAAAACGUUGUUGGUGGCAUUAUUGGUCAAUUGCUCUACAAGAAUGGCAUCAAUCUGGUUAACAACGAACUGGGAACAUUCCGUGAAAUGCCAGCUGAGGGAACUGGACGUAAUCUCACCAUGGGUAGCAGAUUCCGUAGCCGCAACAGAAGUCGCAGUUCCAAGUCAAAGCGUCGUUUGCCAAGACGUCUCGUGGGAGAUACGAAUAUAAAACUUCGUUACAUCAUAGCCAACCAGCAGGAGGUGGUGAACAAGAUCUCCAUCACGGAGGAUGGAACUCUACUCACCUUGAUCGGAUUGGAUCGUGAGCAGCAACCCAGCUAUGAGCUAACUGUGAUUGUGGAGUACAGCACGGGACUGGUGAGUGGAGCCGGGAUUUACCAGGUGAACAUCAAGGUGGAUGAUGUCAACGAUAAUGCUCCCAAGUUCAAUGCCCUCACCUAUGUGGGUUUGAUCAAUGAAAACUGUGCCGUGGGCACGGAGCUAUCGAUGAACCACGCGAUACUCAUCCAGGAUGCUGAUGAGGCAGCCAAUGCAGAGUUCAGAGUGCAACUCCAAGGAGAUUAUAGCGAAGAGUUUAGCAUAGAAUAUGUGAAUGGUAGCUCCUUCGGAAAUACUACUCAACAUAAAAUGCCACCCACAACGGGAGCAUUCAACAUCUUCAACCUCACGGAUCAGUGGAACGAUGAGUUCAAGUACCAGGAGCUGCACACCACCUUUAUGCAGACGAACUUUAAGCUCAGCUCGGGUCCAUAUUUCCGUGUCAUAUACUCCGGGAAAAGAGGCUUGGAUCGUGAGAAACAGCAGCUGUACAAUCUGAAGAUAAUAGCCUCCGAUACUGGUGGUCUCUCGGGAUAUGCCCAUCUUACUGUUCUGGUCGCAGAUGUUAAUGACAAUGCUCCGAUGUUUGAACGCAUUUCGGUGUUUAAGGAUUCGCGUUUGGAGAUCCGUGAGUACACCACCGACAUGGAGAUUUACUUUGUAGAGAGCUCAAACAGCUUGACAGCACCUCAGGCAACGGCAGCCAUGAUGCUAGCGCCACCUCCUUAUCAUAUUCCUGGAUCACCAAGAUUUAACCACGAUCGUGAGAGAUCAGUGGGAGCAGGAUUGGGUGUGGUAGCUAGAGCGAAGUCACGCCGUAGAAUGGUGCGUGCCGUGUCAAUUAAGUGUCCUCUGUUUGCCAUCUACGAAGACACUCCUGUGGGUACGAAAAUCCUUCAACUGAGCGCCAGUGAUGAAGAUUACGGAAAGAAUGCCCAGCUGCACUAUGAACUCCACGGAGAACAGGUGGAGCGGACACCCGGAAUGCCCAUGUUGCGAGUUCAAGGAGUUCGAUAUUUCACAAUCGACAAACUCAGUGGAGAGCUAUCGGUCAACUAUCCACUUUCGGCCAACAUCGAGAUUUGGUUAAAUCUAACAGUGACUGAUAUAGAUGGUCUUAAGGACUCCGCUUGCCUGCGAUUCACUGUGAUGGAUGUUAAUAAUCAUGCUCCGACUUUCAAGAAGUCCUGGUACAGCUUCGAUACUGCAGAAGGGGAUUAUAAAGACAGCGUCCUGGGGCAACUGACCGCUAUUGACAUGGACUUUGGCGAGAAUGCCAAUAUUACGUAUACGCUCAGUGAUUCGCACCUACCAUUUACCAUUAAACCAGCCUCUGGAGUCCUGAAGAUCAAUGGACAGCUCGACCGAGAACUUAAGGACAAGUACAACUUCCAAGUGAUAGCCACAGAUAAUGCACCUAUCAUGCAGCGAAUGUCUAGCAGUGUGGAGGUGGAAGUUAAUGUCCUGGACAUCAACGAUAAUCGACCGGAGUUUAUUGGUUAUGAUGAUCAGACCAAGGCGGUCAAGUUUAUCCCGAGUGUGGCGGAUCGAACCAUGAUGUUGCCGGUGUACAAAGCUUAUCUCGAUCGAAGUACUCAACCGGGAACAUUUGUGAGGCAACUUACGGCCAUUGAUAAAGAUAAUGUUGGCAAUGGCAAUGGUCUGGUGUUGUACUCCAUUCGUCACCAGGAAAUGCAGGCUCCGCUAUUCCAAAUCGACUCCCGGGAUGGUACCAUCUCUACGAUAUCCCGUAUCAAUGGCUAUAAUGACUAUGAACAUUUGAAUGUUUCUGUCAUAGCCUCUGAUGUGGGCAGUCCAACGUUAUCAGCCACAGCUAUUGUGAUAGUCAAUCUGCAGGGACAGGCAGUUACGGAACCUCCGAAGUCCACCCCCAAGCCAGAACCACCUGCAAAUGUAACCGUUUUCCAACAUGCCUACUAUGAAGUUAAGCUCACGGAGAACAAUGAAGCACCCAUCGAGGUUAUGCGGUUAAAUCUGAGCUCUGGUCUCAAUCCGGAGAACUACCGGUGGUCACUGUGGCUGGAGGAGGGCUUAGACGAAACGGAUGCUCAUCCGCCCUUUGAAUAUGAUGCAAAGAAUAUGCUGUUGUAUGCUCUUAAACCCUUUGACAGGGAGCACAUAUCGCGGUAUCAAUUAAGAAUACGAGCAGAUCGGUUGAGUCGGGAAGCCAGAAAUUAUGCCAGGGUCUCAUAUCCAGUAGUGGAUGAACGAAUAGAAGGUCUAUCCCUGAAUGAGUGUCGAAUACUUGUCCACAUAGCGGAUGAAAACGAUAAUGCACCUAAGUUCCGAGGAAAUGGACAGCCGAUUGUAGCAGUUCUGCCGCAGAGUGCCAGCUUUGGCUACCCUGUAACCCGAGUGGUGGCCAACGAUUUGGAUGAGGGACUAAAUGCGGAGAUAAGCUAUCGAUUGCUGAACGAGCCCACUCGCCUUUUUGGCAUCGAUGAGGUAACGGGUAAUAUUCGACUUUUGGGUGAUCUCUCCCACGACGAACGCAUCUACGGUUUCGAUGUGAAGGCCACGGAUCGAAUGGGUGCCGAUGAUGGACGGAGUGGUAUCGUUAACGUCUUUGUGUACAUCAUCGAUGAGAGAAAGCAGGUCCGCUUGGUGGUGGCUGGAAUGCCCGUCGAGGUGGAACGUCGCAUUGAAGGACUGAUGGAGGCGCUCAGUGAUGCCAUUGGCAAGGAUGUGCGCGUUAGAUUGUUGGAGCCAUAUUCUGGAGGACUUGAAGCGGCCACCAAUGCCUACAUCUAUGCCGUCGAUCCGCACACGAAUUCCAUUAUGGAAAUGGAGCAACUGCAGGACGCCCUGGCUGGCCUCCAACUGGAUGCACUGCAGUUACAGCAGCAAAAGCUCGACGGCGGCAAACCCAUGCCGCGCAUUAUCGAACUGGCUGAAUUCGGACAGUCGGCCCGUCCCACACACGCCUCCGCAUCCAGUUUUAUGGGAGGAUUUGAGUUCGUGACAAUGGUUCUACUAACGCUGGUCAGCCUGGGGGCACUGAUGGCCGCUUGCUGCUACCUAUGCAUGCGCCAAAAACGACGUCUCUGGUCUCAACGUGAUUUUUCCUCCUCGGAUGCCGGUCUCACCUAUACCAUAGCAGGCAUCGGAUCUCCUCGUGGUCAGAAGCAGCGGCGCCAGAGGCAGCAGCGCCAUACACAGCGUUGUAGUAAGGGCAGCAGCACUGGCAGCCAGCGGCCCACCAGUGCCUUUAUGCCAGAGUCCGUCUGCUCCUCGGCGCAAACCCAAUCGACGGCCACUGCCACCGAGAAAUUGGAGCAGCAGUUGCACCAUCAUCACCAGCAACAGGCGUUGGCCACGCAGCAGCAACAUCAUCAGUACCUGAACGAGCAACAACGACAGCAGCAGCGUGAAUACAUUGACGUGCCUCUUCCCAAAUCCAUUGCCAAGGCAGCAGCAGCUGCGUCAAAUGGCGGCGAUGGAAAUGUGGGCGCCGGGAGCACUCCGUUUGUGUUAAAGUACAAUGCCUGCCAGCCGGUGAGCAAUCUAAACAAUUAUGAAACAUCGCUUUUCUCACUCCAUUCCACGGGCCAGGACUCUGGGGUGGAGUUCCUGAGCAGUCGCGAACUGUACGAGACCUCACCAGAUUCCUUUCAACACGGUGGCUCCAAACGCGGCAUCAAGCCCGAAGUACUCUGCCCCAGGCAUGCCAAGGCCCACUUGGAGCUGCGCCAGCCUCAUCCAAAUACAGACAGCAGUGACACUUACGAGGACUCGCUGAAGACUGAUGAGCCACUGGUGGCCCACAACUGUCGCAGUGCAAACUGCGAGCACCGCCAGCAUCAGCAGGUAACCAACCAGCAUCCGCAUUACCAGAAUACGCGGUUCGAGAAACGCUCCUGUGUGCGACACUCCUUCUCCGGGGUCAAGGAUGACCUUAUGCAGCAGUCGCCGCAGAUAUCUCUGCGCCCCCGGGGUCAUGCCCUCCGGAACUCGAUGAACGACCUAGAGCAGAGGUUGCACAACCUGGAACAGUCGUUCCGUCGCCCUCUCGAAUUUAGCAAAUCGAAUUCAUUGUUUUAGUUUUCCUUAGCUAGACAGAAACGCAGUGCAAUUUUUAGUUUAAUUAGCUUAGCUUAGUUGUUAAGAAACAAGUGCAAUAAAUCUUAGAG